Oikopleura dioica is the source of this 321-nucleotide messenger RNA. The record is from the annotation of a GenBank genome assembly. Lineage: Eukaryota; Metazoa; Chordata; Appendicularia; Copelata; Oikopleuridae.
AUGUUUCUAAUAGAAAGCUAUGAAGCUACUGAAGUAAUUGAGCCUAGUAUUGAGCGUUUUCAAGACGAGAAAAUGGACAAGACAACGUCGAAGAAGCAAAACCCGUCGGAAUUCCUGCGCAAGAUCAUCGGCAACCCGGUGGUGGUGAAGCUCAACUCUGGCGUCGACUACCGAGGCGUUCUGGCGUGUCUGGACGGAUACAUGAACAUUGCUCUGGAGCAGACGGAAGAGUACGUCAACGGGCAGCUCAAGAGCAAGUACGGCGACACCUUCAUCCGCGGCAACAACGUCCUCUACAUCUCCACCUCCGCCAAGCGAUAG